AUGGCAGCCGUAGCAGCAUCAGUCAUCCCGGCGCUCGACCAGCGUCCGGUCAAGAACACCAUCUGCCUGUUCGACGUCGAUGGCACCCUUACCCCUGCCCGUAGAGUGUGUAUACACCAAUCAAAAGAUCUGCAAAAGAAGGAGACUGACAUGUAUGCAGACGGUUUCCCCGAGAUGCUCGCUCUCCUGUCGCAGCUCCGUCACAAGGUCGCCAUUGGUUUCGUCGGUGGUAGCGAUCUCGUCAAGCAGCAAGAGCAGCUGGGCACUGCUUCAGUUCCCGUCACCAGCCUCUUCGACUUCUGCUUCGCCGAGAACGGUCUGACCGCAUACCGCAUGGGUGUCCCCCUCGCAUCGGCGUCGUUCAUCAAGUGGAUUGGCGAGGAGCCCUACCAGAAGCUCGUCAAGUUCAUUCUGCACUACAUUGCCGACCUCGAGAUCCCCAAGAAGCGCGGUACUUUUAUCGAGUUCCGCAACGGCAUGAUCAACGUCAGCCCCAUCGGUCGUAACGCCAGCAUCGAGGAGCGCAACGAGUACGAGAAGUACGAUCUCGAGAACGGCAUUCGCAAGAAGUUUGUCGGAGACAUCCAGGCUGCUUUCCCCGACCUUGGCUUGACCUACUCGAUCGGUGGACAAAUCUCAUUCGACGUGUUCCCCAGAGGCUGGGACAAGACAUACUGCUUGCAGCACGUCGAGGCCGAGAAGCAGCACGGUACCGAAUACACGACCAUCCACUUCUUCGGCGACAAGACAUACAAGGGUGGCAACGACUACGAGAUCUACGAGGACCCUCGCACCAUCGGUCACAGCGUCAAGACACCCGAAGACACUGCUGCCGAGCUGAAGAAGCUGUUUGACCUUUGA
This is a messenger RNA of Aureobasidium uvarum, 861 nucleotides long. The record is from the annotation of a GenBank genome assembly. NCBI's taxonomy places the organism in Eukaryota, Fungi, Ascomycota, Dothideomycetes, Dothideales, Saccotheciaceae.